Molecule: messenger RNA, 1674 nt
Organism: Fundulus heteroclitus (mummichog)
Lineage: Eukaryota; Metazoa; Chordata; Actinopteri; Cyprinodontiformes; Fundulidae
Product: neoverrucotoxin subunit alpha
Exons: 4
Coding region: 94-1674 (526 amino acids)
Source: RefSeq, a predicted model, not a curated record
GCUUCCUGGAGACUAGGACUGCUAUAGAGCCUAAAACUUGCAGAAGCCAAGAAGAAGCUCAUCUGAUCUAUUCAUCUUCAUCAGGUUGAAGACAUGGCCUCAGAUCAGAUGCUUGUGGCUGCCCUGGGUCGGCCAUUUGCUUUAGGGAUGCUGUACGACGCUCGCCAGGAUCAACUGAUCACAGAUUUCACCUUGUGGGACAGAGACACUAUUCAGAAAUUGACCAUAAGAACAACCCAGAAAAGCAGUGUUUAUGAAACUACAACUUCAGAAUCCAUUGAAACCAAGGCUUCUCUGCUGAAAGCAAAUCCGUCUCUCAUAGCCGGUGUUCUGAGUGGUCUGGUUGAAGUUGGAGGUUCUGCCAACUAUCUGAAUGACAAGAAGGAGUUCAAGAACCAGAGCAGAGUCAUUCUUCAGUACAAAGCAACAAGUGCAUUCCAACGACUGGACAUGACUCAUCAAGAUGCCAAGAAACUGCAAACUAAAGAUGUUUUUAAGAAUAGCCUCGCAACACAUGUAGUCACAGGCAUCCUUUAUGGGACGAACGCCUUCUUUGUGUUUGACAGUGAGAGGUUAGAGAAUCAUAGUCUGCGCAGCAUGGAGGCAAGCAUGCAAAGUUUAAUAAAGAAGAUCCCAAAACUGAAUCCUGAUGGAAACAUGGUCAAAAAACUGACAGAAGAAAAAAAUGUCAUGGAAAAGGUAUCUUGUAAAUUCUAUGGAGAUUUUAUCCUAGAUAAGAACCCUACAACAUUUGAAGAAGCAGUAGAUGCCUACAGGAGGCUCCCAGGGCUUCUUGGAACAAAUGGAGAGAAAUCAGUUCCUGUUAGAGUCUGGCUGACCCCUCUGAAGAACCUGGAUCCAGCUGCAGCUGAGCUUAAGGCAGACCUUUCCGAUGGCUUACUCAGAAAAAUUGAAAAUGUUAUGGAAGCUCUCAGAGAAACAGAAAUGAGAUGCAAUGACAUCAUGGAAAAGGAAGUGGUGAAGACUCUGCCACACAUUUACAAAAAGCUGAAAGGUUUCCAACAUAUCUGUGAAAAGUACAGGAAAACAGUUCAACAGACCCUACAGGAGAAAAUCCCCCUCAUUCGUGAAGGUGAAGAAGAAGAAGAUUCAUUGGAAAAGUUCCUUGAUGCGCAGGAAAACUCCCCAUUCAGCCAGAAUAACUUAAAUACAUGGCUUGAUAAUUUAGACAGAGAAAUCAAUGUCAUCGCUUCCUGUUUAGACAUUAUGAAGGGAAUCAAGAUAAUCCCAGAGGAGUCAGACUUGGACAGACAAGUUCUUGGCAUGGAAGAGGCCCUCUGCUUUGUUUUUACCUCCACUGAAACUAAUGACCCCUUCAUGGACCAAAUGGUCGAUUAUUUCAAAGAAACUCCAACCCGUGUGACUCCACCCACUAAAGACCAGUGGUUCUACUCAGAUGAGGUCUUAGAAAACAUCAAGCAGAAAGCGAACAUGAUGUCAGAAACUGCUAAAAGCCUUGGAACCAGCAACAGAUUUAGUUUCCUUGUAGCAGCUCUGCCAAACAAAGAGUUCAGAGGAGCCACGAUCUACCACUACAGGAGCGGUGUCCUGAAAACCAGAGAUUUUUCAAAACCUGCCAUUCAUCGAGAGAAAAACAUAACGGAUAAACAAGAUUUGAUGUGGUCAACCAUCAAGAAGCUGCUGAGGAGGUAA